AACACAAGCCAGGCUUUAUCCUGCUUGUCUGUCUCGCUCACUCAGACCUCACAGGAAACUCCCACCUCCCCCUGCCCUCACACUCACUCACCUUCCCUUACCGCACUUUUUACUUUCCCACACGGUCCCACCGGCUGCGCUGAGUCUGACCAAAGAGGAUGGCUGUGUCCGUGUGCAGAAUGAAUGGGCUCUGGAGAAGGAUGGCUGGAGUUCUGGUGCUUUGCACUGUCUUGUUCUGCAAUGAGGUGAUGUGUCAAGUUGAUAUAACAACAGAUGCCAUAUUUUUAUCUACAGCCGAUCCAGCUGCAGACGCCAGUGCUGCGACAGGUGCUCCCGCUCCAGGCACCACUGCUGCCACCAGUGUGGGUCCCGUUCCCACUGUCGCUGGUGGUGCGGACUCUGCUACUUCUGCAUCUCCUGGAAAUAGCCCAUUAACAACAAUUGUUUUAAACGUUACACCUAAUGCUGACCGCCAGGGCGGAGACACCUCAGGAACCUCAGGGACCACUCCUGGCAGCCUUGUCAGAGACUAUGAGAGGCCUACAGCCACUGAGUCCCCAGAUGAGUCCCUCUUUGCUAAAAAAGUGGUGCUUGAUGUGAAGUGUGUUCUAAAGGAGAACAUCACAGAAAGUAAUGCUGUGAAGGCUGUGGUAGCAACAGAGGACUGUGAGGCAACUAAAAGCAUUAUUCAGGAGCACGCUGACAACUUUUGCCGCAUGGAAAACUGUAGUCUAGAAAUCUUCCAAGAUGGCAACACAGUGCUGGUAACCAGCAAAGAUGUUAUGUUGGGUACAUUGGCUCGAGCACUCCAGAGUGAACAACUGAAAAAAAAGCUGGGUGUGACAAAGACUGAAAUCCCGAAAUCGGGUUCAGGUUCCUCGGUAUUUGUCGGAAUUCUGGUCACUGGUCUGCUUGCUGCCCUUGGAAUCACUGCAGGUUACUUCAAAUGCCAACGCACGUCUGACACCAAGGAAGUGAGACUGGCAGAGGAGGGCUAUCCAGUAGAUCAGGAGAACCAGGGGAACACUCUUCUAUCUGUGGCCCCCCUAAACCCCCCUCCAGACAACCAGGAGAAACCCAGUGUAAAUGGAGAGUCCCUUGAGGCAGCCAAAACCCAGCCUCCUCCUCCCACCAACGGCCACUCCACCACCAAGACAGCAGACACCGAGCUGUGAAAUAGUCCACAAAGUAUUGCAGCCCAGGAGCUACUCCCACAAACACACCAAUCCAAACACAUUCCUCUGAGAACUCACCUCCUUUUCUGAAUCCUCUCCUGCCCAACCACACAGCAAAGUGGACAUCGGGGAUUAGAACAAUCUCCUUCAUCAACACCCCUCUUGUAAUGGUCCCCUUGCCUCCUCCUCUGGCCAUGUGCCUCAACAAACAUCAGGAAAAACUAGUCUGAUGAUGACGAUAAUGAUGGUGACGAAUGAUGCUGAUGACGAUGAAACGCUCAGUCCCUGGGGUGUUGACGGCAGUCAGGCUGGAGACGAGAGACGGGAGAUGGGCAGUUCUGGGUGGGAAGCGAUCGUACAUUAGCAUCAAUCAGCUCCGGCUCCCAUGACGACUGCAACCUUUGGAGUCACAGCCAUGUGCUGUCAACACCCAGCGGGGUCUCUGCUUGUUGUCAGGUUUAAAGCUUCAGCCAAAUCCUCCACUAGAAAAUAGAGUACAAGCACAUAAAUGAAAUUGUUCCUUGGUUUAUUGGUAAGCCAUGACAGACAGAGAGGAAACAAAUCAAUCUGCCAUGAAAUCUGUUUACAAACUUCUCAGAGAGAAAAUCCAUUGGGCUCUGAUCGUGUUUGUCUGAUUGAGUUAUUGAUCGCGUGUGCGUGCGUGUGUGUGUGCGUGCGUGUGCGUGCGUGUGUGUGUGUGCGUGCUGCUGUCAAAUCCUGCAUGUGUGUGUUAACAUAUACUUGCAUCUGUAAUGUGCAUGGACUGUAUAUAUCUAUACAUGCAUCUAAGCUUUUCUUGCUUACUGUAUGUACUGUAUGCAUGUUUGACGAGGAGGGAGGGAUUGUGAUCACGCUGCGUGAGGGAUGAGUUUGAGUGUGCAUGUGACAUUAGCCAGGAAAAGUGUACAAUUUUGUGAAAUGAGUUGACAAAGUGAUGGCUCACCGUGUUACAGUCGCUCACCGUGAUGAGGAUGAUUGAGUAUUGACGUUGCAAACUGCAAAGUGAGAUCAAUCACGAAGUUAACAGGCCUCUUUGCAGCGGCUCCAUAGCCACUGCUGAAAAUCGUGAGACUGACUGACCAACAGACUCAUAAAGGCCUCAGACGCAGAGCUUCUUACUGUCAGCUCUGGCCAUACAUUUUUCAGUGUUAUUCUCUUUUCAAUAUACUGUAUAAGCUCUUUUUUACUAUCAGUUUUCUAUUGAGCAGUGUGUAUAGUAUGGUGACUACUUUGUCUUGUUUUUAUUCUGUGUAGGCAAACUUGCUAUGUUCAUUUUAAGUGCCAAAGAAUUUCAUUUCAUAGCUUAUGUUGUACUAAAAAAAUGUACUUUGUGGCACCUUUACAAUGUUUGAUCCAGGUCAAUUACGAUACAGAAAUAUGCCCAAGGGCUAUGACUGUUAGAGAGAAGCAUCCAGUGGCCAAAGUCUGUGACAUUUUCUUGUCCUUAUGUGGCCUGUACGUUCAGGUGACAACAGUUUUUACGGACAUACCAGAAAUAAAAUUCAAGAGGAAAUAAAUUUUAUUUUUCUUGAACUGGAACUAGGAAACGUAUUGUGCUAUAUAAAUGGGAUGUCUCAAAUUGAUUCCCACUUGCUAACAUUCCAGUGUGACUGUUUCAUUUUACUAGCACCUUGUAGUUUAAAUUGGAUUUAACGUGAAAAAAUAAACAACUUUUUAUGAAUUUGU
Messenger RNA from Xiphias gladius (swordfish), 2861 nucleotides. RefSeq lists its product as uncharacterized. Gene Ontology annotation, cellular component: membrane. Gene Ontology annotation, biological process: cell adhesion. The transcript has 8 exons. Bases 159 to 1175 code for a protein of 338 amino acids. Lineage: Eukaryota; Metazoa; Chordata; Actinopteri; Istiophoriformes; Xiphiidae. The record is from RefSeq and is a predicted model, not a curated record.